CGGAUCCAAUGUUUGUCAGCUACGUUUCUUCGCAAUAUAUCCGGGGUUCAUUGCGCCGAAACUUCACCACAACGUAGAGAUUAAGCAGUGGACGAGAACGCCACGAAACGAAAUAAGGCAUGGCAGCCAUAAGGAAAAAGUUGGUGAUAGUGGGAGAUGGAGCAUGCGGAAAGACGUGCCUUCUUAUAGUGUUUAGUAAAGACCAAUUUCCCGAAGUCUACGUUCCCACCGUGUUCGAGAACUACAUCGCAGACAUUGAGGUGGACGCCAAACAGGUGGAGCUGGCACUGUGGGACACAGCAGGCCAGGAAGACUAUGACCGUUUGAGACCACUCUCCUACCCAGACACAGACGUCAUCCUCAUGUGUUUCUCUGUCGACAGCCCUGACAGUUUAGAGAAUAUUCCAGAGAAGUGGACGCCAGAGGUUAAGCAUUUCUGUCCCAAUGUUCCCAUCAUCUUGGUGGGGAAUAAGAAGGACCUGCGGAAUGAUGAGCACACGCGGAGAGAGUUGGCCAAGAUGAAGCAGGAGCCUGUUAAACCAGAGGAGGGCCGGGACAUGGCUAACCGUAUUGGCGCUUUUGGCUACCUGGAGUGCUCAGCCAAGACCAAGGAGGGUGUGAGGGAAGUGUUUGAAUUGGCCACUAGAGCAGCGUUGCAAGUCCGGAAGAGGAAGAAGAGGAAUGGAUGCUCAGUCUUGUGAGACAUUUCUGAAGUAUUUCAGAAGUUUCCACAAAUUUAUAUAUAGCAUUCAAUUGACAAGGAAAGACCACCCAAAUUCUAACCAACUGGUAUCUAUGUACUGUACUGUAUAUCACAUUAUGCAUCAAAAGGACUAAGAUGGGAAUGUUAUGCGGGUUAAAACAAAAUAUGCCUUGAUUUUUCUUUGCCUGUAGCAGAGUAGGUCUUCUGUGUUUAAGUCAGAUUUUCACCUGAGUAUGAGCUAAAUGAUGAUAAAUGUGUUUUAUGCAUUCACAUUAACUAUAUGUCUUUAGUCAUUGCCCUGAUGAUAGUCAUUAUGUCUUAGAUGUGGCAUGACUUAUUUUUCAUUUGAAUUUCACUGACAUUAUUCAAGGAAUUAACAAAGCACUGUUAAUUCCUGUUAAUGGAAUUGGUGCCUUUGUGAUAGUUUUCUGCAGAUUUGAAUGGAUUUUGCACAGCACAAGUUUGGAGCUCCUCUUGAAUACUGACAUCUCUUCAUGCUAAUUAGAUUUUGUUAUUUAUAUUUCUGUGUCAGUUGGCUCCUUUGUGGAUCUUUCCUAUUUAAUUGGUGACAGAUGAUAUACAGGCAUGAAUACAUGCGUUCAGAGCAAAACGUACAGCAGUUAUUGUAUACGUAGAAACUAUAUGGGUUUUAAAUAAUAUGAGCUGUAGGUAUCAUGUUGUACUAUAUUGUAAUUCCACUCGUAGGCAAAAAAGUUGCAAAUGAUGCGACAUAGUCAAACAAGCAGAAGAGCCCCGUGGUUGCCACAUAUAGACAGUUGGCUGUACAUUUUUUAUGCUAAGUAUCAAAACGCAUCCAAACACAAACGCACGACAGAUGUUUGGACAUUUUGGGGUUUUUCAUUAGUGUGUAGUGUCCCCCUGCACACUGUCACUGUUGACUUGCGUGCCUUCACUUUAGAGUUGACCGUAGUUAAAUUAGGUAAACUAAUGAACGUAGUGUUGGAAAUGAUGUCCACUAUUGUGUGUUCAGCAUGAUCAGUGCUUUGUGCUGCAUGCCAAUAGCCCUGUUGGUGUUUGUGUAAAAAUCUGUUCAUGCAACAUAAUGUUACUGAUUUGUGCAUUGACUCAUGAUUUGCCUAUGCACCUUUUAAAGAGAUCACACAUUUACAGUUUACACUACUGCCCCCUGCUGGUGGGAAGUGGUAGUUAAUGAAAGACUUAAACUUGUAGCUCCAGGGUUCAAAAAUGAACUUUUUGCUGCUUCGUCUUUUUGUUACUGGUAGUAAAAGCUUUAUUAUUGUUAUUUUUAAUAAUAUCUCCACUUCAGAAGGUUAAGGGAUACAAGUAGUGCAGUCUAACCACAUAGACAGCAAUAAGGAGCUAAUGCUAUGGGGUAAUUUGAUAGCAUUAGUGGUGACGCUCACGCUUUGAAUUAAAAAUUGGCAAGGAUGUAAUGUCUAAUGCCAAGUCAAGAAUAGGACAUUACACACGAGAAUCUUUUGACACUUAAAAGACCCCAUAAUCACAAAUAACAUAAAUCUGAAGAAUGGUUUUCCUUUGUUUUUCUUCAACAUCCGUCUUGUCCCCCCCGGGGUCCUUUUUGUUUGCAGCAGAGCCAGUGGUUGGUACAAUCCAUUAGCAUGCCUGAAUGAGCAAAUUCCUGGUUACUACAGCAACAAUUCUCUCUCUCUCUCUCUCUCGCUCUCUCUCUCUCUCUCAACAAGCGUAUUUGAAAGUUUUUCUUGGUUUUUUUGGAAGUAUUGAAUUUGAAAUGAUCUACAAAUCCAGAUUUCUAUGAGUGCUCAUUGUAAUAAUUAUUUGAAAGCAGAA
This is a messenger RNA of Electrophorus electricus (electric eel), 2494 nucleotides long. It is a transcript of the gene rhoca, whose product is annotated as ras homolog family member Ca. NCBI's taxonomy places the organism in Eukaryota, Metazoa, Chordata, Actinopteri, Gymnotiformes, Gymnotidae. Gene Ontology annotation, biological process: small GTPase-mediated signal transduction. The record is from RefSeq and is a predicted model, not a curated record. Gene Ontology annotation, molecular function: GTPase activity; GTP binding.